Messenger RNA from Medicago truncatula (barrel medic), 663 nucleotides. RefSeq names its product putative F-box/LRR-repeat protein 23. NCBI's taxonomy places the organism in Eukaryota, Viridiplantae, Streptophyta, Magnoliopsida, Fabales, Fabaceae. The record is from RefSeq and is a predicted model, not a curated record. Gene Ontology annotation, molecular function: protein binding. The transcript has 2 exons. Bases 1 to 663 code for a protein of 220 amino acids.
AUGGCAUCAUGUUCGAGUCAAACAAUGAAAAAGAAAGCAAAAAGGGAGAUAUCAGAGGGGCCAAAUUGGCUUGACCUUCCUAGAGAUAUCACACAAAACAUUCUUCAAAGGCUUAAUGCAGUUGAAAUUGUGACAAGUGCAUCCCUAGUGUGUGCUCUAUGGUGGAACAUUUGCAAGGAACCUCUCAUGUGGCGCACCAUUCACAUGGGAUACAAUGACCGUUGUCCCUGCAACAAUAUGGAUUUGUUCAGUGAAGUUGCAAACAAAUUUCCACUGUUAGAGGAGCUUGACAUUUCAUUUAGCAACAUAUCUAAGGAUUCUCUUGAAUUCAUUGGUCGUUUUUGCCCUCUUCUGAAAUCACUAAAAUUUAGCAGAAGUUUCUUCAGAAGCAUCAAGUGGAAUGAUGCAUUAGCUAUUGCAAAAACCAUGCCUAAGCUUCGCUAUCUUUCAAUGAUUGGAAACACACUCACUAAUGAUGAGUUGCUUGUCAUUCUUGAUCGAUGCCCUCUUCUCGAAUAUCUUGACCUCAGAAUUUGUUUUCGUCUUGAUUUGAGUGGAAGUCUCAAGAAAAGGUGCCGUGAUCAGAUCAAAUACUUGAUACUUCCAAUUGACGUUGUUGGAGACUGUGAUGAACAAUAUUACGAUUAUUAUAUUUCUGCGUGA